This is a messenger RNA of Cyprinus carpio (common carp), 3473 nucleotides long. RefSeq names its product serine/threonine-protein kinase PRP4 homolog. The transcript has 18 exons. The record is from RefSeq and is a predicted model, not a curated record. Bases 137 to 3208 code for a protein of 1023 amino acids. NCBI's taxonomy places the organism in Eukaryota, Metazoa, Chordata, Actinopteri, Cypriniformes, Cyprinidae. Gene Ontology annotation, biological process: mRNA cis splicing, via spliceosome; peptidyl-serine phosphorylation; peptidyl-threonine phosphorylation. Gene Ontology annotation, molecular function: ATP binding; protein serine/threonine kinase activity.
UAAAACCAAAAGAAGAAGAAGAAGAAGCAGAAGAAGAAAAAGCAGGCACUAGAGAGCACACGCACUCCCCUUCGCUUUGGUCCUUCUCAUAAUCUCACACCAGAAGAAGAACACAGCGGGCCACUGCUGAAACAAAAUGGCCGACGUAGAAAUGGAUUUACGGAGCAAGAGGCUAAAAAACGGGCCAGAGGAUUUGCAGAGUCCAGAGAAGAGCGGAAAUGGGGAUGAAAAUGGUGACAUGUCUGGAGAGGAUGAAGAGGGUGAGGAAGAAGUGGAGGUAAAUGGAGAGAACCAGGACAGCAGUUCCAAACACCACAGCAUUGGCAGCAAACACAAGAAAAAGAAACACAAGCACCGUAGCAAGCACAAAAAACACAAACAUGCAUCUGAGGAAGGUAAGGACCGCAAACGGAAACAUAGACACAAACAUAAGAAGCACAGGCGCAAAGAGGAGCCAUCCUCCUCACCAUCUGGGGCCAUCAACAGGAGGGCCGAGGAGGGCUCUCCAUCGCUGGGCAGUGCAACCCUGGAUGACAAGGCGCUUCUUGAAGACCUGGAGAAACAAAGAGCACUGAUUAAAGCUGAGCUGGACAGCCAGCUGAUGGAGGGGAAGGUUCAGUCAGGAAUGGGUCUGAUUCUACAGGGUUACAAUUCCGGCUCAGAAGAGGAUAGAGAGGGACAGAGGGCACGUAAUGGAGAGCAACGGCAAAGAAGCAGUGGGGCCAGAACCCGCUCACCUAGGGACCAGAUAAGCAGGGGGGGUAGAUCCAGACGGGACUCAACGGACACCAGCAAACCAAGUGUAAAACAGUGCAGCCGCUCUCUUGAGAGAGUUUGUAGGGAUGCUAAGCUUGAACGAAUGACCAAAAUUGUGAAAGAGACUGUUAAGGAGCGUAGCAAGUCCAAAGAGAAAAAACGCUCCCGGAGCAGGGACAAAUCCAGGGAGCGUGUGAGGAAGUCCCAGUCCCCGUCUACAAGAAGACGGUCUGUGGAGAGAAAAUCAGACCAGAAGGGACGUUCUGAUCGGCGUUCCUCUCCUCAUGUAGAUGAGAAGCGGGAACAAGUCGCACAGAGAUCAAGCUCACGAGGGAGCCGGUCACGAGAUCGACAAUCUCACUCUAAAGAUGCCCGGGUGGGUUGCUCGGAGUCGGAUCGAGAAAAGAGGCCUGGAAAGUCUCCAUCGAAAGACCCCUCAUCUGGGAAAGAGAAUCGGUCUCCUCAUCAACGUCGAGCGCAUAGCCCUCAACGUCGACGCAGUUCCUCCCCUCGCCAUAGGGACCGCCAGCCCAACCAGCCCCCAUCGGGUUCUGCAGACCGGAGUUCCAAACUGAGCCACUCACCGUCUAGAAACAGGUCACCAGCCAAAAGAGGACGAAGUCGCUCAAAUGUGCGCCGGAGAGAUUCCCCUUCCAGGAAAUCCUUCAUGUCUCUUAGGAAGCGUCCUCGUGUGGAUGGAGCUGGGAGAUCACGGGAAACGAGUCCAGCACGGCGCAGAGUGAGCCGUUCACCACUCAGACGUAGGUCUGUAUCAUCACGUCGACAGUCUCGCUCCUCACCUAGAAGGCGAAGUCGAUCGCCCAUGAGACGUGACCGGACCCUGAGGAAGAGACAGAGACUAUUCAGACUUUCAGUCUCACGUGGCUUGAAUAUCCCACACAACAGAAGACAACGCAGCGAGAUUGUGUCAAACAAGUUCAAAGGCAGUCUGUCAGAGGGUAUGAAAGCAGACCAAGACUCCUCCUCUGAAGAAGUGCUAGAGGACUUCGAUGCAGAAGAGGAGGAUGAAGAAGCUCUGAUUGAGCAGCGACGACAACAGCGUCUUGCCAUUGUGCAGAAAUAUAAAUCUGUAAAUGAGGACAGUAAUAUGGGCUCCAUGGCGUCAGAGCCGAGCAGUCCUCAGAGCAGCACCCACAGUCGUUCACCUUCCCCUGAUGACAUCCUGGAACGGGUAGCAGCCGAUGUGAAGGAAUACGAGCGGGAGAAUGUAAACACUUUUGAGGCCAACAUCAAGGCCAAGCACAACCUCAUCGCUCAGGAGAAAGAAGGGGUCAACCUGAAGAAGCCCUCAGCACCUGACAUGUUCACUGAGUCAGAUGACAUGUUUGCUGCAGAUUUUGAUAGUGCUAGACUGAGGGCUGCUGGCAUUGGUAAAGAUUUUAAGGAGAACCCCAAUCUCAGGGACAACUGGACUGAUUCAGAAGGAUACUACCGUGUGAACAUCGGAGAGAUACUGGACAAACGCUAUGAUGUGUAUGGGUACACUGGACAGGGUGUGUUCAGUAAUGUAGUCAGAGCUAGGGACACUGCCCGGGCUGGCCAGGAGGUGGCAGUCAAGAUCAUUCGAAACAAUGAGCUCAUGCAGAAGACUGGACUGAAGGAGCUUGAGUUUCUAAAGAAGCUGAAUGACGCAGAUCCUGAUGAUAAAUUUCACUGUUUGCGGCUUUUUAGACACUUUUACCACAAACAGCAUCUCUGUUUGGUGUUUGAACCUCUCAGUAUGAACCUGCGCGAAGUACUGAAAAAGUAUGGUAAAGACGUGGGGCUGCACAUCAAGGCAGUUCGUUCCUACAGUCAGCAGCUCUUUCUGGCCCUCAAACUACUGAAACGCUGCAACAUCCUCCAUGCUGACAUCAAACCAGACAACAUAUUGGUGAAUGAAUCAAAGACCAUUCUUAAACUCUGUGAUUUCGGCUCUGCAUCUCAUGUCGCUGACAAUGAAAUCACUCCUUACCUAGUCAGUAGAUUCUACAGGGCACCUGAAAUCGUCAUUGGUAAACCGUAUGAUUAUGGCAUUGAUAUGUGGUCAGUCGGUUGUACCCUAUAUGAGCUAUACACUGGGAAGAUCCUGUUCCCUGGCUCUUCCAACAACCACAUGCUGAAGCUGGCCAUGGAUCUGAAGGGCAAGAUGCCCAACAAGAUGAUCCGGAAAGGCCUGUUUAAAGACCAACAUUUUGACCAGAACUUAAACUUCCUGUAUAUAGAGGUAGACAAAGUGACUGAAAGGGAGAAGGUAACUGUGAUGAGCACCAUUAACCCCACUAAAGACCUGCUCGUGGACAUGAUUGGAGGUCAGAGGUUACCAGAGGAUCAGAGAAAGAAGGUCAUGCAACUUAAAGAUCUAUUGGAUGGUACUCUGAUGCUGGACCCAGCUAAACGCGUCACCAUCAACCAAGCCCUUCAGCAUCCUUUCAUUCAGGAGAAGAUAUGAUACUUUCACAUCAGACCUCUGUCUGUCCACUGUUCCAGGACUGAGCCAAUAGACUCAAGCUCAGAAUGUUUGUAAUCAACACAAGACUUUGAAUUUUCUAUUUUUAUUCAUGUUUUUCUAGUGAUUUUUGUUUUACCCAGUCAUUUUUGAUUCAAAUGAUCUUGUUUUUAUUGUACAUAUGCACACAUUGUCAUUCACUUGAGAGAAAGCAUGUUUAGCAGUUAUAAGACUUUGUCUUAUUUAACUUCAGAAGUGACCGAAAUGU